This is a messenger RNA of Tachyglossus aculeatus (Australian echidna), 782 nucleotides long. It is a transcript of the gene BORCS5, whose product is annotated as BLOC-1 related complex subunit 5. Lineage: Eukaryota; Metazoa; Chordata; Mammalia; Monotremata; Tachyglossidae. Gene Ontology annotation, biological process: organelle transport along microtubule; lysosome localization; positive regulation of anterograde synaptic vesicle transport. The transcript has 4 exons. Bases 37 to 627 code for a protein of 196 amino acids. The record is from RefSeq and is a predicted model, not a curated record. Gene Ontology annotation, cellular component: synaptic vesicle membrane; BORC complex; cytoplasmic side of lysosomal membrane.
GAGGUCCGCCGGCGGUCCGUCUGGGCCCCCGUCGCCAUGGGCAACGAAGCCAGCGCCGAUGCGGAGAGCCGGCCCACUGAAGCGGGGCCCUCAGCGUCCCCUUCUCCAGCCAAGCAGAGGGCAAAAAUGGACGAUAUCGUCGUGGUGGCCCAGGGGACGCAGUCUUCGCGGAACGUCAGCAACGAUCCCGACGUCAUCAAACUGCAGGAGAUUCCAACGUUUCAGCCCCUUUUGAAAGGGCUUCUGAGCGGCCAGACGUCCCCCACCAACACCAAACUGGAGAAGCUGGACUCACAGCAGGUGCUGCAGCUCUGCCUCCGCUACCAGAACCACCUCCAUCAGUGUGCCGAAGCGGUGGCCUUCGACCAGAACGCCCUAGUUAAAAGAAUCAAAGAGAUGGAUCUGUCGGUGGAGACGCUGUUCGGCUUCAUGCAGGAGCGGCAGAAACGCUACGCCAAGUACGCCGAGCAGAUCCAGAAGGUGAACGAGAUGUCCGCCACCCUCCGCCGCAUCCAGAUGGGCAUCGACCAGACCGGGCCCCUCGUAGACAGGCUCAACUGCCUGCUGCCCCAGAGCGAGAGGCUGGAGCCCUUCAGCCUUCACCCCGACCGCAAGCUCCAGUCCUAGCCGCCGCCCGGGGAAGCCGAGGCCCUGGGGGGGCCGGACCGAAGCCCGGGGGCAGCCGGGAAUCCGAGACUGUGGGAAGGGGAACCGGGGAGGCCCCGGCCCUCACCCUCGCUUGGCUGAGUUUAGAAGAAGCUGUCGAAUGAAUGGAACUUUCA